AUGCCUGGGGAGCAGCCCCGCGGAGCGCCACCCCCAACCGCGACCAGAGGCCUGCAGUCCUGCCAAACAACCAGUGGCAUGGCCAGUGGCACAGCCACCCAGCCCGCCGGCGAGGACGGUGCCCCAGCCAACAGGACCGCCAAGGCCUCAAGGGAAGCGGGUAGCGGGACCCAAGCCAUGGAGCCCCCUGAUACCCAGCCUGAGCAGGCUAGGGAAGUGGAGCCCAAGACUCCCCUGCUGAGAACCCAGCCCCUAAGCAGCCCCCCCAGGAAGGGUGGCAGCCCCCGGGCUCCACUAGGGAGGAGCCACACACAGGUUCCCACACAGUGCGCAGCCAGCAGGGCAGAUAGCAGCCCCCAGCAGCUCUACACUCUGAGCAUUUCGGGCUCAAGGGCCAGACCUGGCCUACGUGAUUCCCCUGAGGGCCCACAGUGUGAGGCCCCCCGACCCCCAGAGGCAGAGGCCCCUCCUGCCCCAGAAGAGCUCAACUUCCAAAGGUGCUUCCAGGAGACACCCUCCAGCUUUACCUCUACCAAUUAUACCUCACCGAGUGCCACCCCAGGCCCCCCACCCCUUAGGGCCCCCCAGAGCAAUGACACCAGCCCCUGCAGGCCAGCCUCCUACUCAGAAUUCCAGGCCAGUGGGGCCGACACCUGGCCUUCCACUGCUGAGAACAACUUCCCAGGUGCUAGUUUCAGGGUCCUUCCCACAGAGCAGGAGCCCUUUCCUGAAGGUGGCAGUCCCAGGGUGGCCUCCUUCCAGAUCCCCUUCCCAGUGCUGCAUGGGGCUGGCCCAAAGUCCUUCCCCAAGGACACGGCGGGGCCUGAGUACUCUGAGAGGGCACUGGUGUUUGCCUUCCACCAGCCUCGGGCUGAAUGGCAGGAGGAGGCAGUGGGCACAGGCAUGGGCUACCCCCUGCCCACCCAGCCUGCUGCCCCACCACCGCCCUGCUACUCCAGCCAGCCGGGACGCCUUGACCCUGCCAAUGACCUCCACCGUGUUCUCUCCACAACUGGUGCUGCUCACCCAGCCCCCAACCCCUUCUCAGAAAGCACAGUCACCUUCCCAGACAGUUUGCACAAGAGCCUGACCAAAGCCCUCCCUGAGAGACCACCUUCUGCCCACAAUGGGCUGGGGAGCCCCAGGGGACCCCCAAACUCUCUGCCACAGAGGCACUUUCCUGGGCAGGCUUAUGGGAGCCCAAGAGCAAGUGGGAUGAGCACCAGUCCUAGGUCUCUGGACACAGAGCUGGCCACACCUGGGCCUCCGCCCACCAGAUUGCCCCAGCUGUGGGAUCCCACCAGAGCCCCUUACCCCACACCUCCCCUGGGUCCCCCAGCCACCACUAGGAGUGUGUUCUUUGAAGGCCAGCCCAGCCCAAACCAGCGGCUUGGCCUCCCCCAGAGCCCCACACUGCCCUGGCCCCAGGUGCUCCCAGGCACCAGACCCAGCCCCCAUCAAGUGGAGAUGCUGAGCCGGCUGCCUUUUCCCCCAGGGGCCCCUGAGUGGCAGGGGAGCAGCCAGGUAGCCCUGGGUGCUGCCAGCAAGACACCUGGACCAGGGGAGAAGCCAGCAGUGCUGAGAAACAGCCAGGGCCAGCACAGCAGCAGUUCCCCAGGGCUGUUCACCUACAAUGGGCUGCAGGACCCUGGAGCCCAGCCCCUGUUCUUUGGGGUGGCUCAGCCCCAGGUCUCACCCCAAGGGACCCCCAACCUGCCCCCACCCAGGCUGGUGGGAGCCUCUCCCAGUGAGUCUCCACUGCCCUCACCGGCCACCAACACAGCUGGCAGCAGCACCUGCUCAUCACUGUCACCGCUGUCCAGCAGCCCAGCCAACCCCAGCUCAGAGGAGAGCCAGCUCCCUGGCCCACUAGGGCCCUCUGCCUUCUUCCACCCCCGCAAUCACCCCCAGGAGAACAGCAGUCCCUUCCCAUCCCCUGAGACCUCAAAUGCCCUCCCCAUCCACUACCAGCCAGAGCCAGUCAAGACCUUCCCUUUCCCCACAGAUGGGCUGGGGGCCGAGGGCACCUUCAAAUGCCUGGAGGAGGCCCCAUUCCGCAGUGGGGGCCCCAAGGUGGGCAGCAGGGCGCUGGAGGGCUUCCCCCCAGAGCCACCGCCCUACUCUUCCCACCACUUCCCCCUCAGCAGCGCCAGCCUGGACCAGCUGGACGUACUGCUCACUUGCAAGCAGUGCGACCGAAACUACAGCAGCCUGGCCACCUUCCUGGAGCACCGGCAGUUUUGCAGCCUGCUCCUGGCCAGGACCAAGGACAGCCACCAGCAGCCCUCGGAGAUCCCCACGCCUCCCACUGCCCCCUCUGUGCUGGCUGCCCCCAAAGCACCAGCAAGUGGGAACCCAAGCCUGCUCGGCCACACUAAGACGGUCCCCUUCCUGCUAGGGGGAGAAGUCCGGGUGGAUGGCAAAGAUGACCCCCUGAGGACAGGUUUCUUGCCCAGCCUGGCCACUGCCCCCUUCCCACUCUCUGCUGGGGACCUGGACCUGGAGGAUGAUGCCAAGCUGGACAGCCUCAUCACUGAGGCACUCAACGGCCUGGAAUACCAGUCAGACAACCCUGAGAUCGACAGCAGCUUCAUCGACGUCUUCACCGACGAAGAACCUUCUGGCCCCAGAGGUCCCAGUAUUGGGCUGCCCCCCAAGACCAGGGUGGGGGUCAUGCCAGAGAACAAAACUCAGCUCCCAGCCCCAGCCCCAGAGUCCCAGGCCCCUCGCCCUGGUGAUGGGAACUACUUGGCCUGCAGUAGGCCCAAAACUCGAUCCCUGGGCCCAGUGCCUGCGGAGGCAGAUGGGGUCAGCCUGGCCAGCCAGCAGAGGAGAGGGAAGCAGUUUAAGUUUUUCCAGGGAGAGCUGGACACAGUCAACACUGCUAAGAGGUCAGGCAGGAGCACUAGAGCCGCCUGCCUGAGGCCCAGGAGAAAGGGCAACAGGGCUGAGCCAGCUCCACCCCACCCCCGGGACCUCAGGACCCAAGCCCCCAAGAGCCACACAGAUACCUGUGGUAGGGUCCUCCCAGUGGAGACCAGGAGCUCCAAGCGCCUUCGACUGUCCCUGGGGAAGGAUUCCAGGAGGAGGAAGGCCUGGGGUGGCACCUGGAGCAAGGAGCUCAUCCACAAGAUUGUGCAGCAGAAGAAUCAGCUGCACAAGCGGCAGGCACAGCAUGGCCAGGGCAGGUGCUUCUCCCUGGCGACUGAGAGGCCCGCACCCAGCACCUUGGACGGCAGUCUCCAGGAAUACGACUACGCCUCAGAGUCCGAGGAAGAAGACAACUUGCAGCCGCGGGGCUCUCGCUUCAGGGGCCAGUCCCGCCACAGCAGCCGGCGUCGGCGGCGCCAAGGUGAGAAGAGGAAGGAAAUGGACUUGGCCCUGGGUCCUAGAGAAGAUCAACAGCAGCAGAAAUCCAGGAAGGUGAGGCAGGAAACUGCAAAGCCAGGCAGGCCUUCCCCAGGCCCCACUGAGAGUCCCAAGGCUCAGGGCCCACUGCAAAGCCCUGAGACCAGAGAGAACCCUAAGGAGAGAGACCCCAAGUGUAUCCUGCAGGUUCCCACCAGCACCAAGACCCCAGAGGAAAACCAUGCAUCGCUGGACUGCCUUCAAGAAGAUGUUCCUCCUGACACCACAAAGCUUCUCAGAGAUGUUUCCGGCUCUCCUCCGUCCACCUGUGUGGAAGGAAGUCUCUGUUCCCCAGCCCCAGAGCAACCACAGCCAGGCAGAGAGGACACCAUGGCGCCCCACAGGAGCUCAUCAGCACCAGGUGCAGGCAAUCUGCUGGGUGUCCCCAGGUGCACAGAACCCCCCAUCUCUCGUGAAAAAGAGGACCCCCCUGCCUACCUGCCAGGAGAAUUGCUGGUCCCCAUCACUAACACCUCUGCUGCCUACCCCCAGCCUAGCAUUGUGUUUUUAAAGACCCCUGAUCUUGGAUGUAACUCUGCUCUUUUUAACAGAGACUCCACUGUUCCAGCUGCCAAAAAGGGGCCCCAGCCCUAUAGCAGUCCCCCCAGCGAAUUGCUCCUUGGCCCCAAAGACCUGGCUGGCUGUUUCCCCAAAGACUUGUACUCCAAGCCCUUAGCUCCGGACACGCCUUCAGCCAGCAGCAUGCACCUGUGCCAGGAGGGUGUAGACGCCAGUUCCCUCAAGCCAAAACCUCCCGGGAGUCCACCCUACACAGUCGACACAGACCCAGGCAAAGCCGAAUCACCACUGACCUUGGAGUCCACGCCCCUCCUCUCUGGGCUGCCCGUGGACGACUUCGAUUCGCCAAUCUACAGCAGCCUGUCUGGAAACGGGGAUGCACACUCACCAUCCACGUACAUCGAUCCUCCCCAGAAGAAAGCCCAGCUAGACCCGUCAUACCCCUCAUUUCUGCCUGAGAAGGGCUGGUCCCUGCUGGAGGAAGCUUCCCCAGUGCUAUCCAGCCACCUGGGCCAUUUUCCUGACCUCUCGGGGGCAAAGGCUUUCAGUAAGAAGUGUCCUCGUGAAAGGACAGGAGCCACCACCCCUCCCCCUUUGCCUUCCAAGGUUAGCGAAUGUAGCAUUGCUUUUAUGAGCAACCUGUCUGAGGAUGAAUUAGAGAUCAAAAGGCUGGUCACUGAAUUAGAAAGUCAGCUGCAAAGUAAAGGUGUGCAUGAGGACACAGGAGAGCCGCGUGGAGCUCAGCACACAGGCAGAAUGCUCUCGGGCACAGGCACCCCCCUGCCCACCCACCAGGCUGCCUCACCCCGAAAGGACUCAUUCUCCGCGGCUGACCUCACUGGCCUUGGGGAACUGAGUCCACGCCAGGAGGGAGCAGAAACACCCAUGGCCACCACAAAGGGGACUCUAGAGAGCCCCGAGGAGGAGUGGCCCUCGUUUCAGCAGGGAGAAGCAGCCCCUCCUCCUACUACCCACAAAGACCAGGUUUCUGGAGCUUCUUUCAGCCCCACUGGGGUUAGCCUCAGUUUCCAGCCAGCGCAGAACAGCAGAGUCUCCAGGAGAGGGCUCCCUGAGGCAGAAGAGGGCUGCAGGGGCUGCCCAGAAGCCUGUCUACCGGGCCCCGGAGAGCCACUCAACCCCCCAUCGGACAGGGGGAGUUUAGUAAAGUGCAGCCUAAACCAUGAGCCUUUACAUCUUAAAAAUGACAAGGCCACCAGAAUCCAUCACAACGAAGACGCCUUGCUGCCCCUUCCCUGCACUCGGAGAAGAGAGCUGCUCCCAGGAUCCUGCAAGGCUCAGGGGCCUGGCCAAGAUGUCCCAGAGCUGGAAGCGCUCAACAGCCCUGUUGCCCAUCUGGCACCUCACUUGACAUUUCGGGGUGCCAAGGUUCUAUAUCCAAGUGCCACUCCACCUUCUGGUGUCAGUCACAGGGAGGUCCUCAACGGACAUUCUCCAAGCAGGACAGAUGGGCCAGAAGAAGCAGGUCCCUUCCACCCUGUAGCAGAGGGCCUUGGCUCUGAGGGUAACAAGGAGUUUGUACCAGCAGGAGCCUCUCCAAGAUCUGCCUGCAUUCCCAACUCCAGUCCUUGCAGGAGGCCCCAGGACCCAGAUGAAAGCCCCCUACAUCAACUCCAGCUCCUGGUGGCCAGAGCAGCUGUGAGUGAAGAUGACACCCAGGGCUUACAGGGGCCCCGGCUUGCCAGUGCCCAGAGUCCUCAACAGAACAACCCUUCAGAUGUGGAAAGGGACAGCAUGGAAUGUGGGAAUGUGGCCCACAUCACUGCCAAGGCCUCGGAUGGGGGUGUUCAGAUGGCAGCUAUCCCUGCAAUGGCCCAAUGUCAGCUGAGGCCAGAGGCAGAUGACCAUCUGGGCUCACUCAGCCAGGCUGAGAAGCUCAAAAGCCAAGGCAAAGCCAGCCAGCUGCAACCAGAUAACUGGGGGAGCCCAGGGAGAGCUGACAACCUCACCACAGUCAAUGCUGAUCCUGAAACCACACUGGCCAGCCCGGUUGGGGCUGCAGACCAGCUAGGAGGGCAGGUCCAGGGAAGCAGACUGAACUUGGGCCUUCAGAACGAGGCACAGUCCACCCCCAGCCCCACUUCCUCUGAUGUGGAUUCUUUGGCUCCGGCCUUGAGAGCAGCCCAUGCCCAAAAUGGGCCUGAGGACUGGACUCCAGAGGUGGCCAGUUCAGGCCUUAAGAAGCACCUGCUGCUCACUGGGGAGAGCCCAGAGCUCCCCAUGAGAGACGUGGCCAGCUGUCCCCCCUUACCCAUUUCUGCAGCCACCCCUGUUCCCUGCAACCUUGAGCACCUGCUCCAUGAAGACCCUUCCAUGGUGCCUUCGGGUGAGCUGAGGGUGCUGCUCCCAGCAUCUCCAUCCCGAGGGGACCCCACCAGCACAAAGCAUCUGCCAGCCUAUUCCUCUGCCUGUACAGCUCUGAAAAGUGCUGACUGCAUCCCAGCUCCCACAGAUGCUAAGGCUGGGGAAGGCCUGGCAGCCUCAUCUUUAAGGACAAGUUCUUGUGGGCUCAAGGAAAGCCUGGCUUGCCGCUGUCUCCUAGGGGAACGAAGCCCGCUGGAAGACCCUUCCACCAGCCAGCCCGGCUUCAUCAAUGUCUUCAUCUCCACCCAUGUGGGGGACCACCCUGAAGGCCACAUGUCAAGACCCCUAGAGGGUUCUAGAAAAGAGAAGCCAAGGGGAUCUCCUGCCUAUGAUGUCCCUCCUCCCCCAGCAAGGGCCAUGUCCCCAAGAGUGACCAUCACAGCUGCUGCCCUACCUGGCAUCCCCGCCUCAGAUAGCAUGGGGGCAGUCAGAGGCCCUAGGGCUGAGUGGCCAGACCCUUGCAAGGUAGCCUUGCCCAACACCAGCCCAGACAGGACGCCCAAGGACCCCUCCUCAGAACACCCAAGAAACAGGGAAGGCCAGAGCAUCACCACUGUGCCCACUGACCCUUCUACCCAGAUGACAGCAGGGCCAGAGCCUCCUACCUGCCAGGAAGGUGAGGCAGGGGCCAGCACCCAGGGCAAAGUAGACUUUCAGAUAACUGGGGCUGGGCACCCUGGCAUUACAAAAGCCUCAGGAGCUGGCACCGGAGACUUAACAGUCACCUGCCCUUAUGAAGACCUCCACCAGGACAGAGCCACCUCUCUGAGCAGCACAGCCAGCAACUCCAGACCCGACUCCCCAAAGAGCCUCAGAAAUGUCCUCCACCAGAUGCCCCAAAGGGACCUUCUAUGUCCUCAGGACCCCAAACAGAAGCCUUGUGGCUUUAAAAAUAGGCCCAUGUCUACUGAGAACAUUCGCUGGAAGAACAGAGACCCCAGCGGGCGGCCCGUGACCUGCGAGGUCUGCUCCGCCACCUUCCGUUCCGGACCAGGCCUAAGCCGCCACAGAGCCAGGAAGCACAGGCUACACGGGGCCACCUCCCAGCCAAGGUCCCCAGCCCUGCCUGCUCCCCAAGCUGGGGAACCCGAAGCCCAGAUGAGCUUCCCCCCCAGGAAAAAAAGCCGCAGGGCACCUGGGAAAGAGAAACCCAGGCACAGGCUGAGCGGUCCCAGCCACACUGCUGGCUCACCUCCAGUCCAGGGCUCUGCAGCUCCUGAGGAUGCCCCAGGUCCCGAGAUGUCCAAGGGGCUCAGGCGGGGGCUCAGCAUUGUGAGAACACCAGGCUGUCCCCCCAGCCUGGGACCACACCCCUCAGGCCUAGUCAAGCAAGAAGUGGGCUCAAGGCCUGCAGAGGCCAGGAAACGGUACUUGCUGCAGAGGGAUGAGCCCUGUCCCAAACGGGCAGAGAGAAGAGGAGGUGAGAGGCGAGGCAGAGCACCCGUGGACAUCCCCAGCGAGUCAGAGGGGAAAUCAAAGAAGAAAUCGAAAAAGCCAAGAGCGAGAAGGUUCCGGGAAGAGAGUAGUCCUCGAGUCUCCUCUGAUGUGAUUUCAGAUAGAAGCCACUGGAAUCCAUCAACUGCUGUUGUCAAUUGCCCAGCCCCCUUGAGCCACUGCCUCUCACAGGAGGCAGAUCAAGAGACUGAGGUCACACAGCCGCCUCUCCUCACGGCCACAGAACUGGAGAUGUCCACAUGGAAGUCACCUGGGAACCGGGUGGCCCCUCCAGGGACGGUGGAGGGGGUGUCUCCUGGGGAAGAGCCAGGGGAGCAGAAGGCAGCCUUGGCAAGGGGGUGCUGGGGACCCAGAGAGACCAGGACGUCGGGUGUCUGCAGAGAAAUGUCAAGGGCAGCUGGGGGUACGCCUGCAGGGCACAGCACAACAGCCGAGAGUGGGUCAGAGCAAGGUGCCUGGGAAGGACCCAAGCCCCCCUGGGGACCCCCCAGCCCUCCAGAGACUUGUGGUUCUGAAGCAGGUGGCACCAUAAACAGUUGUCUACAAGGCUCCCUGGGACCGCACCCCUCAGGCCUGGUCAAGCAAGGAGUGGUCCAGGAGCAUGAAGGUGUCACUCCUGAAGCCCCUGGCCUGGGUCUCGGGGAUGCUUUGAAUUUAUUUGAUGACGAAGCUUCCUUUUCCCAGCUCUUCCCUCUGGGCAAUCGCUUAACUCGGAAGAAGAACCCCCGAGUCUAUGGGAAGCGCUAUAAAAAGCCAAAGCCUCCGCCAUUGCCGGAGCCCAGUAGGGAGUUCCAGGACAGCAAUGCUCUGCCCUCCACCCACAUGCCCACGGAUCUCAGUGACUCAGGCUCCCUCUGCCUUUCCCACGAGGACCCAUGGAGUGAUGAGGCCAUGGGCCUGCCUGAGUCCUUCCUCCUGGAGGGCUUCCUCAGCAGCAAGGUGCCUGGCAUUGACCCCUGGGCCCCAGGACCCAGCCUAUGGGCCCUGGAGCCUGACUUGGAGGUGGACUGUGCCAAGCACGAAUCCUCCUGCAGUGCCGAGGACCACCAGCCGGAGAAUAUCCCUGAGCUGCACAUGGUCCCAGCAGCUUGGCGAGGCCUGGAGCUGCGGGCCUCCACCGAUGAGACUGCCUCUUCUCUCGGAGACAUGAGCCCUGAGCCCCCCAACCUGGAGAGAGAACACUACAACUGUGGGCUCCCAGGGAAUGCUGUGGAUCUUGAGAGGCUCAGCACCAGACUUGAGAUGCAAGAUCUAUGCUUUCUGGGACCCUGCAAAGACCCCAUGGCUCUCCCCAGAGUGAGCUUCUUAGACUUCAAGGCCACAGCGAACUCCCAGGGGCCACGGAGCAAAAGGACAGAGGAGGUGGCCGACGCCAGAAGGGCCCCAGUCAGAGACCGGAAUGCCAAGGCCAGGAGGGCACCCUACAAGUGCAGGGUGUGCUUCCAGCGCUUCCAUGGCCUGGGUGAGCUGGACCUCCAUAAGCUGGCCCAUAGCCCCUCACCGCCCCCCACCUGCUACAUGUGUGUGGAGCGCAGGUUUGGCUCUCGCGAGCUGCUACGGGAGCACCUUCAGGAGAAGCACGUGCAGGGCCGGACGGGGCUGUGGGCCUGCGGCAUGUGCCUGAGGGAGGUGGCCGAUGUCUGGAUGUACAACGAACACCUGCGGGAACAUGCCCUACGAUUCGCCAGAAAGGGGCCGGCACGAAGGUUCCUGGGAGACCCACCUGGAUGCUGGGAGGGGGACAACACUGUCACACACUUCCUGAGCAGCAUCAUGGGGCAGGCAUCCAAACCUCCCAGGGGUAAAUGCUCAGUUGGCCAGGCAAAUGGGGGCCCCACAGAGAGGGAGAGGGCAAAACCCAAGGCUCGUACCAAAAACUCAAACCAGGAUGGCACCUUGACGCCAGACAGCACCUUAGCCAACAGCAGCCUGUCAACCUGCCCAAACCCCACUCUGCCCAGCAGUUCUGCCACUCUCCCUGGCUCCACCAAGAUGUGCCCCAGUCCAUCCCCUGCCCCCUGCUCCAACCAAGAGCCCCUACUCCACACCAUCCCGGUGCACCAGGACUGCAAGGACCCCUCCCGAGACUGCCACCACUGCGGCAAGCGGUUCCCCAAGCCUUUCAAGCUGCAGCGCCACCUGGCGGUGCAUAGCCCACUGCGCGUCUUCCUGUGCCCGCAGUGCCCAAGGGUCUACCCUGAGCCCCGCGAGCUGCGUGCACACCUUGCCAGGGAGCACGGGGUGAAGGAGGAGCUGGAGCUGCAGCACACUCCACUGUAUGCCUGUGAGCUCUGUGCCAACGUCACCCACAUCAGCAAGCGGUCCUUCAUCUGCAGUUCCUGCAACUACACGUUCGCCAAGAAGGAACAGUUUGACCGACACAUGGACAAACACCUGAGGAAGGGGCAGCAGCCCUUCACAUUCCGUGGGGUGCGGAGGCCAGGCGCCUCUAGGCAGAAGGCUCAGGCCGAGGAGGGCUCACUGCCUAGCAAACAGCACAGAGUGGCCACGCCCAGCAGCGCCCCUGGGCCCGUCAUGGACCGGUCUAUGUCUCUGGACAACAGCCCCGCUUUGAGCGAGACAUCCCUCCCAGCUCUGCUCCAGCCCUGCCUAGAGGCAGCUCCUGGUGGCACCAGGGGUCAGCCCAAGACCCCAGAGAGGCCCAUGGAUCCUGUGGGCCACCUGGCCAGGGACGACAAUCUGCCCUCUGACUCCCAGGAGCUCAUUCUCCCAUCUCUGUCUCCUUUCCCAGCAGCCUUAGCUGAUGGCAAAGAUGGCCACAAGCCAGACCAAGCCCUGGAGAGCCCCACAGACAAGGCUUCCCCAGGCAGCCCUGGGCCUCUUCUCCAGCAGGUUCUUUCGCUGGAGGGGUUUCUGCCCCAGCAAGGGGCCAGAGGCCAAGCCACAGAGGAACAGAGGGCAAUCGGCCUAUUCUCAGGGAAAGGCAGGACCCCGAGUGCCCCUGGCAAAUGUGCCCCUGACCAUCGCCCAGAAGCUCCCUCCCUGCUCCGGAAGGAGAAGCAGUGCCAUAAGGGCAGGGCCACCAAGCAUGGGAGCUGUCGGAGUUCAUCAAAGGACAGGCCAACUUUGUCCAUCCCCAGCAAAGCACCCAAAUUCCCGGUGCAAUCAAAGAAGGCCGUGGCCAGCCCAAAACCUAGAGAGCCAGCCUGUGGCACUGAGGACAGGCAAAAGCCCACUGCUCUCAAAGCCAAGCCCAGCUCCCAGGGCAAUGGAGGGCCACAGCACAGCACCAAGACAGCAGGUGGCAGCCAGCCUCAACCAGCCAGCGGGCAGCUCCAAAGCGAGACAGCCACCACCCCAGCCAAGCCCAACUGCCCAGUCCAGAGCCCCGCCCCAGACAAGCCCCCCACUCGAGCCCCAACCAAGGGCUACCCCAGGGCACCAAGGGAAGCUGGUGACCACAGGCCCCAAGGGAGCCUGGUCCCCAGGGAGGACAGGGAGGGCAAAGAGAAAAAGAGAAAGGGCCGGGCCCUGGGGCCAAGCAGGAGUGAAAGUGUGGGGAGCUUGGGGAGAGCCCCUUCAGUCCCUGACAAACCCCGCCGGGCUCCCCGGAAGCAGGCUACUCCCAGCCGUGUGCUCCCUGCCAAGCCCAGGCCCAGCAGCCAGAGCAGCUCUACACUGCCCCAGCCCUCAGAGCAACAGAGGGGGGAGCCCAGCCACACGCACCGGGACUUCAGACGCAGCAAAGAUGGGCUAGGCAAGGCCUUCCCCCAGGCGAGACCCCUGCACAGGACCCCCAGGAGGGGCAGAGCUGUCCGCGGUGCUGAACAUGCCAACCCCCGAGCCUGCUGGACUGCUGAAUCCCAGAGCGACCUCCUCAGCCAGCUCUUCGGACAGAGACUAACCAGCUUCAAGAUCCCUUUAAAAAAGGACCCCUCAGAGUAAUUUAUAGGAGUGAGAGGGUGCGUGGGAGAAGGGCUGGGGGACGAACCCAGUGCAUAAGGGACUCCUGUCUACACUGGCAAGCUUCAGUCCUCUGAGAUAGUUUGAUUGGUGGCCAUAUCUUAAUCCAGCUGACUUACCAGGCAAUGCUCAGACUGCAGUGUUGGAGCUGAGACUCUAAUGCUUUGGGCAGGGCCUGGGGUUGAUGGACAGCAAACCCUUUCAACCUAGAAGGUGAGGGUGAGGGGCAAGCCAACUGCAGGCUCUUCGAGGCCACGCAGCUGUUUUUUCAGUACCAAGAACUUGAAGAAAGAGCAGCUCACACCUUGCACCCAAUGUGCCCCAUCCUUUGAAGGUUUGCACAGGUUCCCGCCACCAUGUCAUCUAGCAGGGAAGUAAGUUGAGGCAGCCACGGUCGGAUCGCAGCAGGCCCCCCUUAGUCUUGUUGCUGCUGUUGCUGCAGUUCCAAAGUGGCCUUACAGAUCAAAUAGGGGGGCUCUCCACCUGGAAGAGCUACCUGGCCCCCAGAGCACAACAGGCUUUCUCUGACAUAUGGUCGUGAAGGCCACUAUCCGUGCCUCCGACAGAAGCGCUGGUCUCCAGUGCACCUUGACCCCUGACGAUCAGGUUCCCAUUUGGACAGGGAAGAAACUGCUCAUCAGCCAGCUCCCACCGGUUCUUCCUCCCCAUCCCCCCCCACACACACACACACACACCUCCCCCACACACACCCCAGCCUCUGUGGUUGCCUUUCUAGAGCCUUCCUCCUACACGGAGCUCUCGGCUGCAAGUAUCAGCAAUUUAGCUCUGAAGUUUCUGGUGCUAUUUUCAUGUUGUAAUGUGAAUACAGGCUUCCUUUAUUUGUUUUACCUGGGGGAUUGGGAGGGGAGACAGGGUGGGGAGGUGCGACAGGGACUGCACAGAAGGCCCACAGGCACCAGCCGCCCCAAGAAGUCUUUCACUGGCUCCCUGGCCAGCAGGCUCCAGCCCCAGGGUUGCAGUCAGAGAAGCUGGCUGGGACACUCAGGGCCGGGUGUGGCGCUGCUGGCAUCUCAUGCACUGACGUGACCCAGGGCUCGGUCCACACGUCCUUUUUACAGAAUCUUGUCUUCGAAGGGAGUAGGAGUGUGGGAAAGGCUUCCUUCUAUUCUUGGGUGUCUGGGGUUCAUGGUUUGUUUCCUUCUGUUUUUUUUCAUUUUUUUCUUGGGUACCAUGUGCAUGUCAAAAGUUUUUAUUUUGGUAUUUUGAAAGAGACCAGAUUAGGCCCCAAUCUCCUUUCUAGAAGGCAUUGUGUGCCACUCAGAAUGCCUCUUUAGUGCUGAUAAAUAAAACAUGGGGGAACUCUGAGGCUGUACUGUACGGAUCACAGCAAACUCAUCCUGUCAAAUAUAUUCCCACUAUUUUCACAGAAA
Messenger RNA from Miniopterus natalensis, 13079 nucleotides. RefSeq names its product zinc finger protein 469 (gene ZNF469). NCBI's taxonomy places the organism in Eukaryota, Metazoa, Chordata, Mammalia, Chiroptera, Miniopteridae. The record is from RefSeq and is a predicted model, not a curated record.